GAAGAUCAGCACCCCCAUAUUCAUCCCCCCCAGCAGCCCCCAAGGAUCUCACUGAGCCGCCCUUUAGCAGCAACCCGAUCAUCCCAUGCCCCACAUUGUCCCCCCAAGAACCAGCACCCCAUCAUCAGCCCCCCAAGAAGCAGCACCCCUCCUUUGAGCCCCUCCAGCACCCCCUGGGUGACUCCCACCCUGGCAAUGCCAGCCGUGAGUCACGGCAGGAGACAGCUGGCCAGCACCCCGAAUUCCGCAGCCCCCCAAACCCCCGCUAUGCCUCACCAGGGCAGGGAUGUCCCCCCUCGCCCCCCCAGUGCCCCCCAUCCUCUCUGGCUCUGGUACAGCGAGGCCGGGGUGCAGGGAGCGGUGGGAUUGGGGUGCUGCACCCACAGACACCCCAAGACCCGCUGGAGUCCCCCCGGUUGGGCUCAGCGUGUCCCUCUGAGGGCUGGGGUCACCCGGAGGCCCCUUGGGGGGUCCCAUGCACCUCCUUCCUCCCCUCAUCCCCAAGUCCAGUGUUCACCCAUUCCCCCCUACUUUGGCACUUUGGGGUCCAGACCGAGCCCCCCACCCUGGGGGCUACGCACCCCUUGUGCCCUUCAGCUGUGACAUGACAGAAGCCCCUCACCACAGAUGCCACCGCUCGGCCAUGCCCCCGUGCCUCAGUUUCCCUGCCUCUAGGACGGAGGGUGGCUUUGCUCUCUGGUCGCCGGCCCGCGAUGGGACCUCCACGGUGAGCACGGUGCCACCUCAGCCGCGCUCCCCCUCCGCCCUGUGCCCGCCUGGCGCAGGUGGGAGCGAAGCGGCAACAAAAACAACCGAGAAGAGGAAAGAGGAAGAAGCGCCGGUGAGAAGCGGCGGCGGCGGCGGCGGAGGAGGAGGAGGAGGAGGCCGGUGCUGGCAGCCCCGCCGGCGCUUUGCGGGGGCUCAGGGCACCCCCGGGCGCCCACCGCAGCCCCCCAUCCCACCCCGAAGUUUGAAGUUCGCCGGCAUGGCCAAAACUACCUCGCUGCGCUGCCGGGUGCUGGAGGGGAAGGACCUGCCCACCAAGGACGUGUCCGGCUCCAGCGAUCCCUACUGCGUGGUCAAGGUGGACAACGAGGUGGUGGCCAGGACAGCCACGGUGUGGAAGAGCCUGAACCCUUUUUGGGGUGAGGAAAUCACGCUGCUUCUGCCCCGUGGAUUCCACAGCCUCACCAUCUAUGUGCUGGAUGAAGACACCAUUGGGCAGGACGAUGUCAUUGGCAAGGUCUCGCUCAGCCACCAGCAGAUCUCGGCCGAGCCGCAGGGCAUUGACAGCUGGCUCAGCCUGGCACCCGUGAACCCCGACCAGGAGGUGCAGGGCGAGAUCCACCUGGAGCUGCGAGUCCCCGAGCGGGGCCACCCGCGGGUGCUGCGCUGCCACCUCAUCCAGGCCAGGGACCUGGCCCCCCGGGACCCCUCGGGCACCUCGGACCCCUUUGGCCGGGUGUCGUGCUGCGGGCACACGUUGGAGACAGCCGUGGUGAAGAAAACCCGGUUCCCGUGCUGGGAUGAGGUGCUGGAAUUUGAGCUACCGGAAGGGGAGCUGGGAGAGGCUGUGCUGAGUGUGGAGGUUUGGGACUGGGACAUCGUGGGCAAGAACGACUUCCUGGGGCGGGUCGAGUUCUUCUUGGACACCCUCUGCCCGGGCCCCACCAGGGGCUGGUUCCAGCUCCUGCCCUUCCCCAGCACCACCGAGGACCACGGGGGACAGCUGGGUGCCCUGAGGCUGACAGUGAGGCUGCUGGAGGACACAGUCCUGCCCCCCCACCACUACCAGCCCCUCAUCCAGCUCCUCACCGAGCCCAUCCUCUGCCCGGCCCAGUCCCCCGAGGGCACAGCCCUGGCUGUCCUGGAGGAGGUGACCUCAGGGGAGAGCCGGCAGGACGUGGCCACCAAGUUGGUGAAGAUCUUCCUGGGCCAAGGGCUGGCUGUGCCCCUCCUGGACUACCUCGCCACCCGUGAGCUGGCCAGGACCACUGAUCCCAACACCCUCUUCCGCUCCAACUCGCUGGCCUCCAAAUCCAUGGAGCAGUUCAUGAAGGUGGUGGGGCUGCCCUACCUGCACGAGGUCCUGAAGCCGGUGGUGAACCGCAUCUUUGAGGAGAAGAAAUAUGUGGAGCUGGACCCCAGCAAGAUGGAGCUGAGCCGGGGCAGGAGGAUCUCAUUCAAGGGGUCCCUGUCGGAGGCACAGGUGCGGGAGAGCAGCCUGGAGCUGCUGAAGGGCUACCUGGGGGACAUCGUCGAUGCCAUCGUGGGCUCGGUGGACAAGUGUCCCCUCCCCAUGAGGGUGGCCUUCAAGCAGCUCCGCAGGCGGGUGGAGGAGCGAUUCCCCUUGGCACAGCAUGAGGAGGUCCGGUACUUCUCCAUCAGUGGGUUCCUCUUCCUUCGCUUCUUCGCUCCCGCUGUCCUCACCCCGAAGCUCUUUGGGCUCCGGGAGCAGCACGCGGAGCCCUGCACCGGCCGCACGCUCCUGCUGCUCGCCAAGGCUCUGCAGGCCAUCGGGAACCUGGGGCUGCAGCUGGGGCAGGGCAAGGAGCCGUGGAUGGCCCCACUGAACAUCGUCCUCCUGCCCAGUGUCACCCGUGUCCGGGCCUUCCUGGAUGCCCUGGUCACCGUGGUGGACGAGGUGCCAGUGCCAUGGGGACAUUCCCAGCCCUCGGCCACCAUCAAGGAGGGUCCCCUGCACACCUGCCCAGAGCGGGGCGUGGCACUGCUGCCCCGCUUCACCUUCAAGAAGAGGCACUUCAGGCUCAGCACCCAGGCCCUGGCCUAUGCCAAGGUGCCCCAGGGGCAGGUGCUUGGCUCCAUCCCAGUGGAGCAGAUCCGGGCAGUGGAGCAGGUGGACAAGGGCACCUUCCAGCACCCCCACGUCCUGCAGGUGGUGGCACAGGAUGGCACCGGGCAGCUCCACACCACCUACCUCCAGUGCAAGAGCGCCCCGGAGCUGUGGCAGUGGCUGUGGGCGCUGCGCCAGGCCACCAGUGCCAACCACGACAUGCUGCCCACGUGCCACCCCGGCACCUUCCGCGCCGGCCGCUGGACCUGCUGCCUGCAGCCCUCCCGUGCCGUGCCCGGGUGCAGCCGUACCCACGGCGCGGUGGCGCUGGGGGAGUGGAGCGACCUUGGGGACCCCGCGGUGGCAGCACAGAGCCUCUACGGGCACCUGCGGGCAGCGCUGGCCGGGGGUCCCGUGGGCAGCGCGGUGGCCGGGCCCCCCUGCCCGGGCCAGGCAGGGGGACCCGCUGGGGACAGGCUGCAGGAGGUGCUGCGAGACCUGGACAUCGCCCACGACGCCUUCACCCACCGCGACGAGACCCCAGAGCCAGCCCCAAGUCCCCUCCCUGCCCCAAGACCUCCGGCACCUCCCAGCCUCCCCCCCUCAGCUCACCCCGGGAGGGGCAGGGACGCCAGCGGAGCCACAGAGGGGACGCGGGGCCAGCAGCCCGGCACGGGGUGUAUUCUGUAACACAGAGAUGUACAUGGCACCGGCUGUGCGCGGCUCCCUGGGGCAGCGGCGGGUGACACGGGUGACACGGGUGACACGGGUGGCAC
Vidua macroura (Pin-tailed whydah) is the source of this 3570-nucleotide messenger RNA. It is a transcript of the gene RASAL1, whose product is annotated as RAS protein activator like 1. The record is from RefSeq and is a predicted model, not a curated record. NCBI's taxonomy places the organism in Eukaryota, Metazoa, Chordata, Aves, Passeriformes, Viduidae. Gene Ontology annotation, biological process: intracellular signal transduction; regulation of GTPase activity. The transcript is spliced from 21 exons. Bases 476 to 3484 code for a protein of 1002 amino acids.